AUGAUCACGAGUGAUACCCACCACGCUCCCACCCCACUGUACUCCCCACCCUCAUUACCGACGUUCACCCACUUCCCCCACCACCAGCCGCUCACCAUCCUCCUCGCGCUCCACCUGCUCCUCGAGCCCUUCCCACCGCCUCCAACCAUCCCUGCCACCACUCAAGUGCCGGGCCACACGCCUUCAGAAGCUGACGCGUCCCAAGGGGCUGACGCGCCUUCAGGCAUUGCAGCUGGGAGGGAGGAGAGAGGGGGAGCGGAUCCGAGAGCAACAGCGGAGGGGCAGCAGCAGUGGCAGCGGUGUGGGCUGACCACUCGCCCCUCCCUCUGCAUCCAUGUGCUUGGUGGGCAUUCAUGUGCUUGGUGGGCAUUCAUGUGCUUUGUGGGCAUUCAUGUGCUUGGUGGGCAUUCAUGUGCUUGGUGGGCAUUCAUGUGCUUGGUGGGCAUUCAUGUGCUUGGUGGGCAUUCAUGUGCUUGGUGGGCAUUCAUGUGCUUGGUGGGCAUUCAUGUGCUUGGUGGGCAUUCAUGUGCUUGGUGGGCAUUCAUGUGCUUGGUGGGCAUUCAUGUGCUUGGUGGGCAUUCAUGUGCUUGGUGGGCAUUCAUGUGCUUGGUGGGCAUUCAUGUGCUUGGUGGGCAUUCAUGUGCUUGGUGGGCAUUCAUGUGCUUGGUGGGCAUUCAUGUGCUUGGUGGGCAUUCAUGUGCUUGGUGGGCAUUCAUGUGCUUGGUGGGCAUUCAUGUGCUUGGUGGGCAUUCAUGUGCUUGGUGGGCAUUCAUGUGCUUGGUGGGCAUUCAUGUGCUUGGUGGGCAUUCAUGUGCUUGGUGGGCAUUCAUGUGCUUGGUGGGCAUUCAUGGGUGCGCCAAUCACCCCUCUCUGUUUUUAAGCCACUUAUGA
Molecule: messenger RNA, 891 nt
Organism: Closterium sp. Yama58-4
Lineage: Eukaryota; Viridiplantae; Streptophyta; Zygnematophyceae; Desmidiales; Closteriaceae
Source: the annotation of a GenBank genome assembly